UCUUUUAGGGUCCUUUGAAGAUCUCGCUGUUCGUUUCAUGGACAAGGAGUGGGCGUUGCUGGAUCCUGACCAGAGAGCUCUGCAUAAGGACGUCAUGGAGGAGAAUUGUGGAAUCGUGGCCUCUGUUGAUUGUGAUGAAUCAGAAAUCGAGAACAAGGAUGACCAUGAUAAAAUUCCCAAAGAGGAGAAACCACGUAAAAAUUUGAAGUGUGGAGAAAGCUACAGUCAGAGCUCCCAUUCCACUUCCCAUCAACAAAAUCUCAUUGGAAAGAAACUCUAUCACUGCGUGGAAUGUGGAAAGAGCUUCAGUAAGAGAACCCAUCUCACUUCCCAUCAAAGAAUUCAUACACAGGAGAAACCAUAUCCGUGUGUGGAAUGUGGAAAGAGCUUCAGUCAAAGCUCCACUCUCACUUCCCAUCAAAGAAUUCAUACAGGGGAGAAACCAUAUCAUUGUAUGGAAUGUGGAAAGAGCUUCAGUCAGAGGUCCUCUCUGACUAAGCAUCAGAGAAUUCAUACGGGGGAGAAACCAUAUCACUGCUUUGAAUGUGGAAAGAGCUUCACUGAUAGCUCCAAACUCACUUCCCAUCAAAGAAUUCAUACAGGAGAGAAUUCCUAUCAGUGUGUGGAAUGUGGAAAGAGUUUUAGUCGCAGCGACAGUCUCACUUCCCAUCUAAGAAUUCAUACAGGGGAGAAACCAUAUCAGUGUUUUGAAUGUGGAAAGAGCUUCACUGAGAGCUGUUCUCUCACUUCCCAUCAAAGAAAUCAUACAGGGGAGAAACCAUAUCAGUGCUUUGAAUGUGCAAAGAGCUUCAAUGAUAGCUCCUCUCUCACUUCCCAUCAGAGAAUUCAUACAGGGGAGAAACCCUACCAGUGCUUUGAAUGUGGAAAGAGCUUCAGGCACAGCCAAAGUCUCAAUUCCCAUCUAAGAAUUCAUACAGGGGAGAAACCAUAUCAGUGCUUUGAAUGUGGAAAGAGCUUCAGUUGUAGCACAGAGCUCACUUCCCAUCAAAGAAUUCAUACAGGGGAGAAACCAUAUCAGUGCUUUGAAUGUGGAAAGAGCUUCAGGCACAACCAAAGUCUCAAUUCCCAUCUAAGAAUUCAUACAGGGGAGAAACCAUAUCAGUGCUUUGAAUGUGGAAAGAGCUUCAGUAGGAGCACCGAGCUCACUUCCCAUCAAAGAAUUCAUACAGGGGAGAAACCCUAUCAGUGUGUGGAAUGUGGAAAGAGCUUCAGGAAGAGUCACAGUCUCACUUCCCAUCAAAAAAUUCAUACAGGGGAGAAACCAUAUCAGUGCUUUGCAUGUGGAAAGAGCUUCAGUAGAAGCACCGAUCUCACUUCCCAUCAAAGAAUUCAUACAGGGGAGAAACCCUAUCAGUGUGUGGAAUGUGGAAGGAGCUUCAGUCGCAGCCACAGUCUCACUUGCCAUCAAAGAAUUCAUACAGGGGAGAAACCCUAUCAGUGUGGGCAAUGUGGAAAGAGCUUCAGUAGGAAGGACAGUCUCACAUCCCAUCAAAGAAUUCAUACAGGAGAGAAACCCUAUCAGUGCUUUGAAUGUGGAAAGGGCUUCAGUCAGAGCUGCGAUCUCACUUCCCAUCGGAGAAUUCAUACAGGGGAGAAACCAUAUCAGUGCUUUGAAUGUGGAAAGAGCUUCAUUCAGAGCUCCUCUCUCACUUCCCAUCAAAUAAUUCAUACAGGGGAGAAACCCUAUCAGUGUUUUGAAUGUGGAAAGAGCUUCAGUAGCAAGAACAGUCUCACUUCCCAUCAAAGAAUUCAUACAGGGGAGAAACCUUAUCAGUGUGUGGAAUGUGGAAAGAGCUUCAUUCAUCGCUCCUCUCUCACUUUCCAUGAAAGAAGUCAUACGGGGGAGAAACCCUACCAGUGCGUGGAAUGUGGAAAGAGCUUCACUUGUAGCACUGAGCUCACCUCCCAUCAAAGAAUUCAUACAGGGGAGAAACCCUAUCAGUGCUUUGAAUGUGGAAAGAGCUUCAGUAGCAAGAACAGUCUCACUUCCCAUGAAAGAAUUCAUAUAGGGGAGAAACCUUAUCAGUGUGUGGAAUGUGGAAAGAGCUUUAGUCACAGCCACAGUCUCACUUCCCAUCAAAGAAUUCAUACAGGGGAGAAACCCUACCGGUGCUUUGAAUGUGGAAAGAGCUUCAGUUAUAGCACGGAGCUCACUUCUCAUCAAAGAAUUCAUACAGGGGAGAAACCCUAUCAGUGUGUGGAAUGUGGAAUGAGCUUCAGUCAGAGCGCUCAUCUCACUUUCCAUCAAAGAAUUCAUACAGGGGAGAAACCCUAUCAGUGCGUGGAAUGUGGAAAGAGCUUCAGUCAGAGCUCCAACCUCACUUCCCAUAAAAGAAUCCAUACAGGGGAGAAACCCUAUCGGUGCUUUGAAUGUGGAAAGAGCUUCAGUAGGAAGGACAGUCUCACAUCCCAUCAAAGAAUUCAUACAGGGGAGAAACCCUAUCAGUGUUGCAUGGAAUGUGGAAAGAGCUUCAGUCAGAGCUCCUAUCUCACUAAGCAUCAAAGAAUUCAUACAGGGGAGAAACCAUAUCAGUGUGUGGAAUGUGGAAAGAGCUUCAGUCGGAGUUCCCAUCUCACGUCCCAUCAUAGAAUUCAUACAGGGGAGAAGCCCUAUCAGUGCUUUGAAUGUGGAAAGAGCUUCAGUCACAGCCACAAUCUCACUUCCCAUCAAAGAAUUCAUACAGGGGAGAAACCAUAUCAGUGCUUUGAAUGUGGAAAGAGUUUCAGUUGUACCACCGAGCUCACUUCCCAUCAAAUAAUUCAUACAGGGGUGAAACCCUAUCGGUGUGUGGAAUGUGGAAAGAGCUUCAAUCGGAGUGCUUAUCUCUCUUCCCAUCAAAGAAUUCAUACAGGGGAGAAACCCUAUCAGUGCUCUGAAUGUGGAAAGAGCUUCAGUCGGAGCUGCAACCUCACUUCCCAUAAAAGAAUCCAUACAGGGGAGAAACCGUAUCAGUGUGCGGAAUGUGGAAAGAGCUUCACUACGGGCUCCUACCUCACUUCCCAUCAAAGAAUUCAUACAGGGGAGAAACCCUAUCAGUGUGUGGAAUGUGGAAAGAGCUUCACUGAUAACUCCUCUCUCACUUCCCAUCGGAGAAUUCAUACAGGGCACAAACCAUAUCGGUGCUUUGAAUGUGGAAAGAGCUUCACUGAUAGCUCCUCUCUCACUUCCCAUCAAAGAAUUCAUACAGGGGAGAAACCAUAUCAGUGUGUAGAGUGUGGAAAGAGCUUCAGUCGGAGUUCCCAUCUCACGUCCCAUCAUAGAAUUCAUACAGGGGAGAAGCCCUAUCAGUGCUUUGAAUGUGGAAAGAGCUUCAGUCACAGCCACAAUCUCACUUCCCAUCAAAGAAUUCAUACAGGGGAGAAACCAUAUCAGUGCUUUGAAUGUGGAAAGAGUUUCAGUUGUACCACCGAGCUCACUUCCCAUCAAAUAAUUCAUACAGGGGUGAAACCCUAUCGGUGUGUGGAAUGUGGAAAGAGCUUCACUACGGGCUCCUACCUCACUUCCCAUCAAAGAAUUCAUACAGGGGAGAAACCCUAUCAGUGUGUGGAAUGUGGAAAGAGCUUCACUGAUAACUCCUCUCUCACUUCCCAUCGGAGAAUUCAUACAGGGCACAAACCAUAUCGGUGCUUUGAAUGUGGAAAGAGCUUCACUGAUAGCUCCUCUCUCACUUCCCAUCAAAGAAUUCAUACAGGGGAGAAACCAUAUCAGUGUGUAGAGUGUGGAAAGUGCUUCAGUCAGAGUUCCCAUCUCACGUCCCAUCUAAGAAUUCAUACAGAGGAGAAAGCCUACCAGUGCAUGGAAUGUGGAAAGAGCUUCACUGAUAGCUGCUCUCUCACUUCCCAUCAAAGAAUUCAUAGCGGGGGAAAACCCUAUCAGUGCUUUGAAUGUGGAAAGAGCUUCAGUAGAAAGAACAGUCUCACUUCCCAUCAAAGAAUUCAUACAGGGGAGAAACCCUAUCAGUGCUUUGAAUGUGGAAAGAGCUUCAGUCAGAGUGAUUAUCUCACUUCCCAUCAAAGAAUUCAUACAGGGGAGAAACCCUAUCAGUGUGUGGAAUGUGGAAAGAGCUUCAAUCAGAGCUCCUCUCUCACUUACCAUAAAAGAAUCCAUACAGGGGAGAAACCAUAUCAGUGUGUGGAAUGUGGAAAGAGCUUCAGGAAGAGCUCCAACCUCAUUUCCCAUAAAAGAAUCCAUACAGGGGAGAAACCAUAUCAGUGUAAGCCCUAUCAGUGUGUUCAAUGUGGAAAGAGCUUCAGUAGGAAGGACAAUCUCACAUCCCAUCAAAGAAUUCAUACAGGAGAGAAACCCUAUCAGUGCUUUGAAUGUGGAAAGAGCUUCACUGAUAGCUCCUCUCUCACUUCCCAUCAAAGAAUUCAUACAGGGGAGAAACCCUAUCAGUGCUUUGAAUGUGGAAAGAGCUUCAGUCAGAGCUCCUCUCUCACUAAGCAUCAGAAAAUUCAUACGGGGGAGAAACCUUAUCACUGCUUUGAAUGUGGAAAGAGCUUCAGUCAGAGCUCCUCUCUCACUUCCCAUCAAAGAAUUCAUACAGGGGAGAAACCCUAUCAGUGCUUUGAAUGUGGAAAAAGCUUCAGGACGAGCUCCUCUCUCACUAAGCAUCAGAAAAUUCAUACGGGGGAGAAACCAUAUCAGUGCUUUGAAUGUGGAAAGAGUUUCAGUUGUAGCACGGAGCUCACUUCCCAUCAAAGAAUUCAUAAAGGGGAGAAACCCUAUCAGUGUGUGGAAUGUGGAAAGAGCUUCAGUCAUAGCCACAGUCUCAAUUCCCAUCAACGAAUUCAUGCAGGGGAGAAACCAUAUCAGUGCUUUGAAUGUGGAAAGAGUUUCACUAAGAGCACCGAUCUCACUUCCCAUCAAAGAAUUCAUACAGGGGAGAAACCCUAUCAGUGUGUGGAAUGUGGAAGGAGCUUCAGUCGCAGCUACAGUCUCACUUCCCAUCAAAGAAUUCAUACAGGGGAGAAGCCAUAUCAGUGCUUUGCAUGUGGAAAGAGCUUCAGUAAGAGCACUGAGCUCACUUUCCAUCAAAGAAUUCAUACAGGGGAGAAACCCUAUCAGUGUGUGCAAUGUGGAAAGAGCUUCAGUAGGAAGGACAGUCUCACAUCCCAUCAAAGAAUUCAUACAGGAGAGAAACCCUAUCAGUGCUUUGAAUGUGGGAAGAGCUUCACUGAUAGCUCCUCUCUCACUUCCCAUCGGAGAAUUCAUACAGGGGAGAAACCAUAUCAGUGCUUUGAAUGUGGAGAGAGCUUCAUUCAGAGCUCCUCUCUCACUUUCCAUCAAAGAAUUCAUACAGAGGAGAAAGCCUACCAGUGCGUGGAAUGUGGAAAGAGCUUCACUGAUAGCUGCUCUCUCACUUCCCAUCAAAGAAUUCAUAGCGGGGGGAAACCCUAUCAGUGCUUUGAGUGUGGAAAGAGCUUCAGUCGUAAGAACAGUCUCACUUCCCAUCAAAGAAUUCAUACAGGGGAGAAACCCUAUCAGUGCUUUGAAUGUGGAAAGAGCUUUAGUCACAGCCGCAGUCUCACUUCCCAUCAAAGAAUUCAUACAGGGGAGAAACCCUAUCAGUGCUUUGAAUGUGGAAAGCGCUUCAGUCAGAGUGCUCAUCUCACUUCCCAUCAAAGAAUUCAUACAGGGGAGAAACCCUAUCAGUGCUUUGAAUGUGGAAAGAGCUUUAGUCACAGCCACAGUCUCACUUCCCAUCAAAGAAUUCAUAGAGGGGAGAAACCCUAUCGGUGCUUUGAAUGUGGAAAGAGCUUCAGUUAUAGCACUGACCUCACUUCCCAUCAAAGAAUUCAUACAGGGGAGAAACCCUAUCAGUGUGUGGAAUGUGGAAAGAGCUUCAGUCAGAGCACCCAUCUCACUACCCAUCAAAGAAUUCAUACAGGGGAGAAACCCUAUCAGUGCUUUGAAUGUGGAAAGAGCUUCAGUCAGAGCUCCACUCUCACUAAGCAUCAGAAAAUUCAUACGGGGGAGAAACCCUAUCAGUGCUUUGAAUGUGGAAAGAGCUUCACUGAUAGCUCCUCUCUCACUUCCCAUCGGAGAAUUCAUACAGGGGAGAAACCCUAUCAGUGCUUUGAAUGUGGAAAGAGCUUCAGUCAGAGCUCCAACCUCACUUCCCAUCAAAGAAUUCAUACAGGGGAGAAACCAUAUCACUGCGUGGAAUGUGGAAAGAGCUUCACUGAUAGCUCCACUCUCACUUCCCAUCAAAGAAUUCAUACAGGGGAGAAACCAUAUCAGUGCUUUGAAUGUGGAAAGAGCUUCGUUUGGAGCACUGAUCUCACUUCCCAUCAGAGAAUUCAUACAGGGGAGAAACCCUAUCAGUGCUUUGAAUGUGGAAAGAGCUUCAGUCAUAGCUCCUCUCUCGCUUGCCAUCAAAGAAUUCAUACAGGGGAGAAACCAUAUCAGUGCUUUGAAUGUGGAAAGAGCUUCAUUUGGAGCACUCAUCUCACUUCCCAUCAGAGAAUUCAUACAGGGGAGAAACCCUAUCAGUGCUUUGAAUGUGGAAAGAGCUUCACUGAUAGCUCCUCUCUCACUUCCCAUCGGAGAAUUCAUACAGGGGAGAAACCCUAUCAGUGCUUUGAAUGUGGAAAGAGCUUCAGUCAUAGCUCCUCCCUCGCUUCCCAUCAAAGAAUUCAUACAGGGGAGAAACCAUAUAAGUGCUUUGAAUGUGGAAAGAGCUUCAUUUUGAGGACUCAUCUCACUUCCCAUCAGAGAAUUCAUACAGGGGAGAAACCCCAUCAGUGCUUUGAAUGUGGAAAGAGCUUCACUGAUACCUCCUCUCUCACUUCCCAUCGGAGAAUUCAUACAGGGGAGAAACCAUAUCAGUGCUUUGCAUGUGGAAAGAGCUUCACUGAUAGCUCCUCUCUCACUUCCCAUCAAAGAAUUCAUACAGGGGAGAAACCCUAUCAGUGUGUGGAAUGUGGAAGGAGCUUCAGUCGCAGCCACAGUCUCACUUCUCACCAAAGAAUUCAUACAGGGGAGAAACCCUAUCAGUGUGUGCAAUGUGGAAAGAGCUUCAGUAGGAAGGACAGUCUCACAUCCCAUCAAAGAAUUCAUACAGGAGAGAAACCCUAUCAGUGCUUUGAAUGUGGAAAGAGCUUCACUGAUAGCUCCUCUCUCACUUCCCAUCGGAGAAUUCAUACAGGGGAGAAACCAUAACAGUGCUUUGAAUGUGGAAAGAGCUUCAUUCAGAGCUCCUCUCUCACUUUCCAUCAAAGAAUUCAUACAGGGGAGAAACCCUACCAGUGCGUGGAAUGUGGAAAGAGCUUCACUGAUAGCUCCACUCUCAAUUCCCAUCAGAAAAUUCAUACAGGGGAGAAACCUUAUCAGUGUGUAGAAUGUGGAAAGAGCUUUAGUCACAGCCACAGUCUCACUUCUCACCAAAGAAUUCAUACAUGGGACAAACCCUAUCGGUGCUUUGAAUAUGGAAAGCGCUUCAGUCAGAGUGCUCAUCUCACUUUCCAUCAAAGAAUUCAUACAGGGGAGAAACACUAUCAGUGUGUGGAAUGUGGAAAGAGCUUCAGGAAGGGCUCCAACCUCAUUUCCCAUAAAAGAAGCUAUACAGGGGAGAAACCAUAUAAAUACUUUGAAUGUGGAAUGAGCUUCAGGAAGAGCUCCAACCUCACUUCCCAUCAAAGAAUCCAUAUGAAGGUCGGAAAACCCAUUAUACAAGGGAGAAACCACAUCAGUGCUUUGAAUGUGGAAAGAGCUUCAGUUGUAGGACAGAUAAUUCAUACGAAGGUAGGAAAAGCCAUUGUACAUCUUUAGGAGCCAGCCAAACCGUACCUUUUUAACCAGACCUUUGUCUGAUUGACAUCUAAUGCCCUUUUAAAAUGUGGUGUUUUGUGUUUUUAUGUUGUAACCAUCCUGAGACCUGUGGGUGUAGGGAAUAUGCGCCAACUCUUAAAGGCCUAGGUGUCUUUGCCCCCCAAUAAAAUAUUUGAGGAGACCACGCCCCAAUUUUUUUCCUGUGUUUUUUUCAAACGCAACCUUUUAUUCCGUAAUCUGCCAUACAAUUUCUCUUUCAAUUUGCCCUCUU
Messenger RNA from Lacerta agilis (Sand lizard), 8066 nucleotides. RefSeq lists its product as uncharacterized. Lineage: Eukaryota; Metazoa; Chordata; Lepidosauria; Squamata; Lacertidae. The transcript is spliced from 5 exons. The record is from RefSeq and is a predicted model, not a curated record. Gene Ontology annotation, biological process: regulation of DNA-templated transcription.